AUGCAUGGAGAAACCCCUGUGAACAUUGACUUUGGAAUUGAUAAUGAAAUACUUUGUCCAACAGCUUUUCCAAAGGACAGUGCCCAUCUCAAGCCCACAGAUUUAAAUCCUGAUAGGGAAAAUGGAUUGACAAAAAUAGACUUUUCAAGUCCAGCAAGUCCGAACAAGAACGCUGAUCCCAAAAAAGAAAAUCUAAUUAUGUUAUUGAGUGACUUUUACUAUGGACAUUAUAAAGGAGAUGGGCAGCCAAAACCAAAGACUUAUGCAACCUUUAAAUGCCUAUGCUGCUUGAAAUUUCUAAAAAAUGUUAAGUUUAUGAAUCACGUAAAGCGUUAUUUGGAACUCGAGAAGCAGAGGAGUAACAGCUGGGAAAACCCCACCACUUGCCAGCACUGCCACCGCCAGUUUCCCACUCUCCAGCUAGAACUUCAUGUUGACAGUGUGCACACUACCCAGGAGCCCUCUUCUAUCUGUAAAAUCUGUGAGUUGUCAUUUGAAACAGAUCAGGUUCUCUUACAACACAUGAAGGACAAUCAUAAGCCUGGGGAGAUGCCCUGUGUGUGCCAGGUUUGCAAUUAUAGGUCAUCAGCCUUUGCCAAUGUGGAAGCACAUUUCACAAAGUGCCAUGUGAACACUAAAAAUCUGCUUUGUCCAUUUUGUCUCAAAAUAUUCAAAGCUGGAACACCAUACAUGUGUCAUUAUAGGGGACACUGGGAAAGGAGUGUUCACCAGUGUUCUAAAUGUUGGCUUCAGUUCUUAACUUUCAAGGAGAAAAUGGAACAUAAGACCCAGUGUCAUCAAAUGUUUAAGAAGCCUAAGCAACUAGAAGGAUUGCCUCCUGAGACAAAAGUCAUUAUUCAAGUGUCACUGGACGUUCAGUCUGAGUCAGCAAACAUAGCAUCCAUUACUGUGAGCACAACUGACUGUGAACUAUCUUCCCCCAAGUCUAAAA
Molecule: messenger RNA, 952 nt
Organism: Castor canadensis (American beaver)
Lineage: Eukaryota; Metazoa; Chordata; Mammalia; Rodentia; Castoridae
Source: RefSeq, a predicted model, not a curated record